AUGCAGGCUCGAUGGUGGCUGCCUCUGCUUUUGCUGGGCGCCGCCUGUUCCUGGCUUGCCUAUACCGUGCCGAAGGAGACGGCAGUUGAGGAGCUUCCUCUGGAAGAGGAGCAGAACGACCUGGAGCUGAGUAGGAGGCUGCAGGUGGCGACGACGACGACCGUGACUAGUACCACAAGCACCUCAACUAGCAGCAGCAGCUCGAGCUCGACCACUUCGACAAGCAGCUCAAGCAGCAGCACAACCACGAGCACGACAUCUACAACCUCCACAUCCAGCAGCAGCAGUACAUCCAGCAGUUCCACCACCAGCACUUCAAGCAGCACCACUAGCGCCACGAGCACAACAACUACUACCUCCAGCAGCAGCUCAAGCAGCAGCACAACCACGAGCACGACAUCUACAACCUCCACAUCCAGCAGCAGCAGUACAUCCAGCAGUUCCACCACCAGCACUUCAAGCAGCACCACUAGCGCCACAAGCACAACGACUACCACCUCCAGCAGCAGCUCAAGCAGCAGCACAACCACCACGACAUCUACAACCUCCACAUCCAGCAGCAGCAGUACAUCCAGCAGUUCCACCACCAGCACUUCAAGCAGCACCACCAGCGCCACAAGCACAACGACUACCACCUCCAGCACCAGCUCAAGCAGCAGCACAACCACCACUUCAAGCAGUACCACUAGCGCCACGAGCACAACAACUACCACCUCGAGCAGCAGCACCAGCACGAGCACGACAACAUCUAGCAGCAGCACGAGCUCGAGCUCGACCAGCAGCACGAGCUCCACAUCCUCCAGCACGUCAAGCACGUCCACCACAAGCAGCAGCAGCUCAACCAGCACAAGCUCCACAACAUCCACAAGCUCAACAACAACUACCAAGACCACCAGCACCACCACGACAAGUUCAACAUCCAGCAGCUCGAGCUCGACCACUUCCACCUCCACCAGCAGCACUUCCACAUCAUCGAGCUCAAGCACGAGCACCAGCACAUCAAGCUCAACAACCAGCAGCACCACCAGCACAAGCACUUCCACAACAAGUUCUUCGAGCAGCACAUCCAGCAGCACCAGCACGAGCACGACAACAUCUAGCAGCAGCACGAGCUCGAGCUCGACCAGCAGCACGAGCUCCACAUCCUCUAGCACGUCAAGCACGUCCACCACAAGCAGCAGCAGUUCAACCAGCACAAGCUCCACAACAUCCACAAGCUCAACAACAACUACUAAGACCACCAGCACCACCACGACAAGUUCAACAUCCAGCAGCUCGAGCUCGACCACUUCCACCUCCACCAGCAGCACUUCCACAUCGUCAAGCUCAAGCACGAGCACCAGCACAUCCAGCAGCACCAGCACGAGCACGACAACAUCUAGCAGCAGCACGAGCUCGAGCUCGACCAGCAGCACGAGCUCCACAUCCUCUAGCACGUCAAGCACGUCCACCACAAGCAGCAGCAGUUCAACCAGCACAAGCUCCACAACAUCCACAAGCUCAACAACAACUACUAAGACCACCAGCACCACCACGACAAGUUCAACAUCCAGCAGCUCGAGCUCGACCACUUCCACCUCCUCCAGCAGCACUUCCACAUCAUCGAGCUCAAGCACGAGCACCAGCACAUCAAGCUCAACAACCAGCAGCACCACCAGCACAAGCACUUCCACAACAAGUUCUUCAAGCAGUACAUCCAGCAGUACCAGCACGAGCACCACAACAUCUAGCAGCAGCACAAGCUCGAGCUCGACCAGCAGCACGAGCUCCACAUCCUCUAGCACGUCAAGCACGUCCACCACAAGCAGCAGCAGUUCAACCAGCACAAGCUCCACAACAUCCACAAGCUCAACAACAACUACUAAGACCACCAGCACAACCACGACAAGUUCAACAUCCAGCAGCUCGAGCUCGACCACUUCCACCUCCACCAGCAGCACUUCCACAUCGUCGAGCUCAAGCACGAGCACCAGCACAUCAAGCUCAACAACCAGCAGCACCACCAGCACAAGCACUUCCACAACAAGUUCUUCGAGCAGCACGUCCAGCAGCACCAGCACGAGCACGACAACAUCUAGCAGCAGCACGAGCUCGAGCUCGACCAGCAGCACGAGCUCCACAUCCUCUAGCACGUCAAGCACGUCCACCACAAGCAGCAGCAGUUCAACCAGCACAAGCUCCACAACAUCCACAAGCUCAACAACAACUACUAAGACCACCAGCACCACCACGACAAGUUCAACAUCCAGCAGCUCCAGCUCGACCACUUCCACCUCCACCAGCAGCACUUCCACAUCAUCGAGCUCAAGCACGAGCACCAGCACAUCAAGCUCAACAACCAGCAGCACCACCAGCACAAGCACUUCCACAACAAGUUCUUCAAGCAGUACAUCCAGCAGUACCAGCACGAGCACCACAACAUCUAGCAGCAGCACAAGCUCGAGCUCGACCAGCAGCACGAGCUCCACAUCCUCUAGCACGUCAAGCACGUCCACCACAAGCAGCAGCAGUUCAACCAGCACAAGCUCCACAACAUCCACAAGCUCAACAACAACUACUAAGACCACCAGCACCACCACGACAAGUUCAACAUCCAGCAGCUCGAGCUCGACCACUUCCACCUCCACCAGCAGCACUUCCACAUCGUCGAGCUCAAGCACGAGCACCAGCACAUCAAGCUCAACAACCAGCAGCACCACCAGCACAAGCACUUCCACCACAAGUUCUUCGAGCAGCACAUCCAGCAGCACUAGCACGAGCACGACAACAUCUAGCAGCAGCACGAGCUCGAGCUCGACCAGCAGCACGAGCUCCACAUCCUCUAGCACUUCAAGCACGUCCACCAGCAGCAGCAGUACCUCCACAAGUAGCACGAGCAGCACCAGCAGUUCCAGCACCACACCUCCUCUUCCAGCACGUCCUCCACAUCCUCCAGCACGUCAAGCACGUCCACCAGCAGCAGCAGUACCUCCACAAGUAGCACCAGCAGCACCAGCAGUUCCAGCACCACACCUCCUCUUCCAGCACGUCGUCAACAUCCUCCAGCACAUCAAGCACCUCCACCAGCAGCAGCAGUACCUCCACAAGUAG
Messenger RNA from Effrenium voratum, 3090 nucleotides. Lineage: Eukaryota; Dinophyceae; Suessiales; Symbiodiniaceae. The record is from the annotation of a GenBank genome assembly.